CUCCCAUGUACCCUUCGGGCGGCUGGACCCCCGCAGCCUCCACCUCUCCUGCCCGCUCGGCCUCCCACUCCCGCCAAUCAAGUGGUGGAGGUAGCGCUCGCAGUGGUGGAGCGGGCAGUGGCGGUAGUCGUAGCGGUAGUGGUUCCGAUCGAGACUGGCUGCAGAAUCAAGCAGGCUGGCAAAACCUUGCCAAUCUCCAGCUCUCCGAUCCUGACAGUGCCCAGGGCUCUGGACGGACGAGUCCCGCUCGCUCUUCCUCUGCUGGGUCUACUCCUCCUCGAAGGAAGAGCUGGGAGAGGAAGACACCUUCCCCCAGUACGGGUGGGGCGACACCUUACUUUGGGGGUAGGACACCACAGAGCUCGCCUGAGCAGGAAGCGGGACCUUCGAGGGGGGCGCAAAAGAAGAAGGGGGCGUUUUCGAAGAUGAAGGGCCUCUUUGGGAAGGGCAAGAAGCACUAGGUGUGGGGAGGUGGCCAUGUACCAUUGCCGAUGGACUUGAGAGUAGCAGGGUGGAGGGGUGGUGAAAUGAAUUUGGCCGCUAGACCGGCAGUCCGAGCCGUGGUAUGUCUGUGACUACUGCCAUCUCUUGGUUGCACCACUCCUGCGUCUUCGGCAGUCCAAGUGAGGCCAGGGGUAUGUUACGAUGAUGUGUUCAG
Molecule: messenger RNA, 658 nt
Organism: Microstroma glucosiphilum
Lineage: Eukaryota; Fungi; Basidiomycota; Exobasidiomycetes; Microstromatales; Microstromataceae
Exons: 1
Coding region: 6-461 (151 amino acids)
Source: RefSeq, a predicted model, not a curated record